Dipodomys ordii (Ord's kangaroo rat) is the source of this 1682-nucleotide messenger RNA. RefSeq names its product F-box and WD repeat domain containing 9 (gene Fbxw9). Gene Ontology annotation, cellular component: preribosome, large subunit precursor. The coding region runs from base 47 to 1318 and encodes 423 amino acids. Gene Ontology annotation, molecular function: protein binding. The transcript has 9 exons. NCBI's taxonomy places the organism in Eukaryota, Metazoa, Chordata, Mammalia, Rodentia, Heteromyidae. The record is from RefSeq and is a predicted model, not a curated record.
GGGCCGGCGGCUCCGGGGGCGGGCUGGCCGUGCCCGCCCGGUCGCCAUGGAACUUUCCCCAGAGCCCGGCGAUUUUCCUCGAGCCUGGGACGACGAUUCGGACCCGGAGCCGGAGCCGGAGCCGGACCCGGACGCGCAGGCCGAAGCGUACGUGGCCCGCGUGCUGAGCCCGCUGCAGCCCCGGGCCGCGCCCCCGUGCGCCUCGCUGCUGUCCAGGCCCGCCGCGUCCGCGGGCGCCCUGGAGCCCCGGGCCGCCGCCAAGUUCCCUCCGGUGGGAAGGCCGGGCCUGCUGAGCCUCCCUCCGGAGCUGUUACUCGAGAUCUGCGCCUACCUGGACGCGCGCCUCGUGCUGCACGUCCUGUCGCGCGUGUGUCACGCGCUGCGCGACCUGGUGUGUGACCAUGUCACCUGGAGGCUGCGCGCGCGGCGCCGCGUGCGCGCGCCCUACCCAGUAGUGGAAGAGGAGGACUUCGACUGGCCAACGGCCUGCAUUGAACUGGAGCACCACCUGGCCUGCUGGGCGGAGGACGGGCGUCGGGCUGAGUACUUCUGCCUGGCUGACGGGCACAUUGCAUCCAUUGACUCAGUGCUGCUGCUCCAGGGUGGGACGCUCUGUUUGUCUGGCUCUCGAGAUCGCAAUGUCAACCUGUGGGACCUGCGGCGGCUAGGGGAGGAGCCUAGCCGGGUCCUGGUCAAGUCCUUGGGCACAGAGAAGAACAGCACACACAAGGGCUGGGUGUGGUCGCUGGCGGCACAGGACCACCACGUGUGCUCUGGCUCCUGGGACAGCACGGUGAAGCUGUGGGACAUGGCGGCCGAAGGGCAGCAGUUUGGAGAGAUAAAGGGAAAGGCAGCCGUGCUGUGCCUUGACUACCGCCCUGACAUCUUGGUGGCCGGGACCUAUGACCGGAAGGUGGCCCUCUACGACCCCCGAGGCCCGGCCACUCCAGCCGUGUGUCUGCGUCCUGCGCAGAUGGACUCCUACCUGCUCUGCAUGUCGUACCAGCAGCCCCAGCUCUGGGCCGGCGACAACCUGGGCCAGCUGCAAGUCUUCGCCAACCGCCAUGGCUGCUUCCAGCUUGUCCGGUCCUUCAAUGUGGGCCAUAAGUCGCACAUCACAGGGAUCAAACACUCUCUGGGAGCCUUGUACACCACGUCCAUCGACAAGACCAUCCGGGUCCACGUGCCCACGGACCCGCCCUGGACCAUCUGCACCCGCAGCCACCACAGAGUCCUGAAUGGGAUUUGUGCUGAGGGCAACGUGGUGGUGGCCGCCUCGGAGGACUCCUCGCUGGAGGUCUGGAGGCUGCAGGCCUGAGCAGGACCCCGUGGCUGUUGGUGUGCACUGCCCACCCAGGCAAGCCUGGCCUCUUCCUGGGGACCUCCCCCACUGGUGCUGCCUCUGCCCUGCCCCACAGGCCUGGGCACGGAGUCCCGGGCCUGGCUCGGUGGGUCCCGUGCUGGCCCCCACUUGGCCACCUCAGGGACCUGCCGCCCACCCUGCACCUUGUAUGUCGUUUUGUGGAAAGGGUCUCACUGUGUAGCCAGGCUGCCUCCCGCUUGUGGCUCCUGGCCGCUGGGAUGCCAGGUGGGUGCUACCGUGCCCGGCCGGGGCCCUGGUUCUGUUAGUGUUUGGAAACUCCUCUCUGGUGACGGUGAGGAGGAAUAAACCUGUGGAGUGU